Molecule: messenger RNA, 345 nt
Organism: Auxenochlorella protothecoides
Lineage: Eukaryota; Viridiplantae; Chlorophyta; Trebouxiophyceae; Chlorellales; Chlorellaceae
Product: Translation initiation factor IF-3
Exons: 3
Coding region: 1-345 (114 amino acids)
Biological process (GO): ribosome disassembly; translational initiation
Molecular function (GO): translation initiation factor activity; ribosome binding
Source: RefSeq, a predicted model, not a curated record
AUGGACAUCAGCAAGUACAACUAUGAGCUAAGCAAGGCGGCCAAGGAUGCGAAGAAGAAGCAGCGUGAAAACAUUACGGAGACAAAGGAACUCAAGUUCCGGCCUGGCACGGACGUGCAUGAUUACCAGACCAAGCUGCGAGCCGCGCAGAGGUUUGUGUCCAAGUCCAACAAGGUCAAGGUGUCGCUGCAGUUCCGCGGGCGCGAGAUGGACCUAAUAGACCAGGGCCACGAGAUGUGCAAGCGCAUCAUCGAGGACCUGGGGUCGGCCAUCGUCGUGGAAUCGCCCCCGAGCAUGCAGGGCCGCACCAUGAACAUGAUCCUGGGUCCCCGCAAGGAUGUCUGA